GGCUCUGACACUUUAGAGGCUACCGUCGCAAAAAAAGAUAUCCAACUUCCAUCUCGCUCUUCAUCUUUAGGUAGCCUCAAGCAUCUUUUCAAUUGCCAUACCCAGCAUUCUUCAACGCCAAGGGUCAGGUUAUCUACGUAGAUAGCCCCCCUUCCUCGUCUUGAAGCAUUGCCCCUGACCAUACGCGGACUUAGCACCGGUCAAGAUUUACACCAAUGAAUCGGUAACAAGCAAUUAUCCCUUAGGUGCUUCCUCUAAGUGAACGCAGUAACCAUGGCGGGAACUGGAGUUUUUAUUCUACUUGCCCUAACAGUGGUUAUGGCAUUAGCUUCCUUUCUCGCCGGCGCACUACCACUGUCGAUGUCCCUUACCCAGUCACAACUCAGACUGAUUUCAAGCAUUGGCAUAGGCAUACUCGUUGGCACGUCGCUGAUAGUCAUCAUACCCGAAGGGGUCGAAGCAAUUACCGAGGCGUCGAUCCCCGCGCAUUCUCAAAGCACGAGAAACUUACAUAACGCGAGAAAUGUUGCUGCAGUUAGGUGGGAAGGGGGAUCAGAUCCCAUUUCAGCAAGCAGUAUAGACUGGACCAAGAUUUCCCCAAAGGAAUUUGGCGACAGGAAUGCGUUGGAUAUAGCAAGGAAAGGUAGCCCGGCCAACUUCGAUUUCAACGCUAGGGCGCCAGCGGAGGAACCAGAAGCAGGACCAGGUGGUCAAGCUAAACCUGGCGCAGGGAGCCAACAUGCAGAAUCCGGAGCACCCACUUUCUACAUUGGGCUUUCUCUGAUAUUGGGUUUCGUUGUCAUGUUCCUGAUCGAUCGCCUUCCUCGCCAUGCGUCAGAAAACUUCCAACCACCCCCAGCGCCGAGGCAUAUCAGCUUGAGCAAUUUGGGUGGAUCAUCUCUCUCCCGCGAUGAGGACGAAUCCGAAGGCUUCUUGGGUUCUCUAACACCCACGCCGAAGCAGUCGAGAAGCCUAGCGACCACUACAGGUUUAGUGAUACACGCCGCGGCGGAUGGCAUCGCAAUGGGGGCGUCGGCUACUUCGCCAGAUACGAAGCUAGGGUUUAUUGUAUUCAUCGCUAUUAUGGUGCAUAAAGCCCCCGCGGCUUUUGGUCUUACCUCGAUCCUUCUGAAACAGGGUCUCUCGAAACGUGCGGCUCGAGGUCACCUAAUUGUGUUCAGCUUAGCCUCCCCAUUCGGAGCUUGGGCAACCUUCAUCCUUGUUAGUUUCCUGGGCGGAGGUGGCGAGGGUAGGUUAAACCAGUGGUGGACGGGAAUGCUGUUGCUAUUCUCGGCGGGAACCUUCCUCUAUGUGGCAAUGCAUGCCAUGCAAGAAGGCGAUUCACCUUCGGGUCACGAUGGCUCGAUCGCCAACGGUUAUGCGGAUGGCGGCCAACGAAAGCACACCCACCCGCAGAUGCGGGAAACACUUGCAACGGUAAUUGGCAUGUUCUUGCCUCUUCUCACACAAUUCGGCCACCACCAUUGAAGCGGCUGAACGGGUUGCCAUCUGUUUUUUAAAUUCUGCGUUUCUCCUAAGCUAUAGAGGGAGUUAGGAUCUUGAAAACGAAUGACCGGCAUGUUCAAGAUAAAACCAAUAACGUAGAUCGCCCGUGUCUUACCUACCUACUUAUGUAGAUAGGGAACGUGUAUUACAGUUUUAAAAAUAGUGUUCGGUUUCGAUAAGGUCUUAAAAGAGUUACAGAGUCCGACGAGCUGGUUGUACAUAAUAUACCCAUGGGCUGUAAAUAGACCAAUUUGUCGUUAUCUUCGGUUUCACACAAAAGCAGAUUUUUCUCAUUAUUUGUCAUGAGCGGCGGGUUAUAGGACUGGAUGACGGGGUUGUAUAAUAUAAUAUCUUGCUUAUAUAUGCAAUUACUAACUA
Molecule: messenger RNA, 1884 nt
Organism: Daldinia vernicosa
Lineage: Eukaryota; Fungi; Ascomycota; Sordariomycetes; Xylariales; Hypoxylaceae
Product: Zinc/iron permease
Exons: 4
Coding region: 274-1488 (404 amino acids)
Biological process (GO): zinc ion transport; transmembrane transport
Cellular component (GO): membrane
Molecular function (GO): metal ion transmembrane transporter activity
Source: RefSeq, a predicted model, not a curated record